AGGUAGGCACUUUUGAUUAUGUCACAAGCCUAUCCAUUCAUUAGUUUUUUUUUUUCUGAGAGAAAGAGAGAGAGAGAAGCAAAGAAAAGAUAGAAACAGAAGAAUAAUCUGCUCUGUUUCUAAGGAUCUGUGUGUGUUUAUCUCAGAUUUUUCUUGAUUCAACUUCAUAAGAAGAUCUUUUAACACUCAGUGAAAGAAGAUGGGUUACAUGUGUGACUUCUGUGGUGAACAACGUUCAAUGGUGUACUGUCGUUCAGACGCAGCCUGUCUCUGCCUCUCCUGCGACAGGAGCGUCCACUCCGCUAACGCAUUGUCCAAGCGACAUUCUAGGACACUCGUCUGCGAGAGAUGCAAUUCUCAGCCUGCAACAGUCAGGUGUGUUGAAGAAAGGGUUUCACUUUGUCAAAACUGUAAUUGGUCUGGCCACAACAACAACAAUAACAAUUCUUCUUCCUCAUCAAAUAAUCACAAGAGGCAAACCAUAAGCUGCUAUUCUGGUUGCCCUUCUAGCUCGGAGCUCGCUUCUAUAUGGUCUUUCUGUUUGGACUUAGCUGGACAAUCAGGCUGUGAACAAGAAAUGGGUAUGAUGAAUAUAGAUGGUGAUGGUCAGAACAACCAAAACUGUAACGAGGAGAAGAAAGAUGUCGUUGCUGGCUCCUCCUCAAGGCCUGAAACCAGUUCUGCAGCACCUGCAACUUCAGCAUUUCCCAAGGAUGUAAGAGUAUGUGAAGAUGACUUUUAUGGGAACUUGGGUAUGGAUGAAGUUGACUUGGCUCUUGAGAACUAUGAAGAGCUCUUUGGGACAGCCUUUAACACCUCUGGAGAGCUCUUUGGACAAGGUGGAAUUGAUAGUCUUUUCCAGAAACAUCAUCAAGCAACAGCUCCUGAGGGAGGGAAUCUUGUACAGCCUGCUGAGAGCAAUGAUGAUUCUUUCAUGAGUUCAAAAACAGAACCAAUCAUUUGCUUCACAUCGAAACCAGCACAUUCCAACAUAUCAUUCUCUGGAGUCACAGGAGAUAGUAGUGCUGGAGAUUUUCAAGAAUGUGGUGCAUCGUCUUCAAUGCAGCUCUCCGGUGAGCCACCAUGGUAUCCUCAAACAUCACAGGAUAACAAUGCUUCCUCACAUUCAGUGACCCGUAAUAACGCGGUUAUGCGUUACAAGGAGAAAAAGAAGGCUCGCAAGUUUGAUAAGACAGUGAGGUAUGCUUCUCGCAAAGCAAGAGCUGAUGUGAGACGGCGUGUGAAGGGAAGAUUUGUCAAAGCUGGUGAAGCUUAUGACUAUGACCCACUCACCCCAACCAGAAGCUAUUGAAGGGUAAACAAAGUAGAUACACAUGGCUUAAAACUGAACAAAGGAAGGUUUUUGACUUAUGGAGAGACUUCUCAAAGUCAGAAAUUAUGAAAAAAAACAAGACUACUCUCUGGGGUUUGAGAAGACACUAAACUGAUUGAGUAUUGUAAGCAAAUCAUUUAUUCUUGGGAUUCAAUCUGUUUUUUUUGGCCUUGAAGAAGCUUCAUUAGUGUUCAGAGAGAUCGUUCUCUGACAAAAAAUAUUUAUCCAAUUGGAUCUCUGCUGCUUCAGGGCUUUUACACAGAUCAGGGUUCCAUGAAUUUUGUUCUUCUCUUGGUAGUUGAAAGAUGCAGGGAGACUUAGUGUAAAAAGUUAAAACAUAUAUGAUUGUAUAUGACUUUCUUUUCAUGUGUAUGUAUAUCAGUAUAUGUAUGCUCCUAAGUGCUUUGCACUGUGCAUUCUUGUAAAUUAAAGACAGUAUCCAGAAUCUUUUCAGACAAA
This is a messenger RNA of Brassica napus (rape), 1792 nucleotides long. RefSeq names its product zinc finger protein CONSTANS-LIKE 9. Lineage: Eukaryota; Viridiplantae; Streptophyta; Magnoliopsida; Brassicales; Brassicaceae. The transcript is spliced from 5 exons. The coding region runs from base 200 to 1312 and encodes 370 amino acids. The record is from RefSeq and is a predicted model, not a curated record. Gene Ontology annotation, molecular function: protein binding; zinc ion binding.